Molecule: messenger RNA, 1260 nt
Organism: Prunus armeniaca (apricot)
Lineage: Eukaryota; Viridiplantae; Streptophyta; Magnoliopsida; Rosales; Rosaceae
Source: the annotation of a GenBank genome assembly
AUGUCACUGUGCUUCUCCUCCAUUGUAUUCAGUCUUCAUUCAGCAAAGAACCAAAGCUUCUUAACACGUUUCUCUUCUCAGUUCACCAACCAAGCUAAGGUAAGCUCUGUUCCUUAUGGUUCCCCAUCUUCUCCUUUAAACUUAUCUGAAAUUUUCAAGUUUAGCAAAGAAAGAACAAAACCCAUUUCAGCUUCAGCGACGCCAACUGCUGAAACCGCCUCUCCACCUUCAUUCAGAGGCAAAAACCCAAAAGAUAUCAACAUUUUGGUGGUGGGUGCAACUGGGUAUAUUGGAAAAUUUGUGGUUAAUGAGUUAGUUAAUAGAGAGUUCAAUGUUAUAGCCGUUGCUAGGGAGAAGAGUGGAAUUAGAGGUAAGGUUAGCAAGGAUGAGACUUUGAAUCAGUUGAAAGGAGCCAUUGUGUGCUUUUCAGAUGUUACCCAUUUGGAUACUUUGGAGAAAUCUUUGGAAAACUUGGGGGUUUCAAUUGAUGUUGUUGUUUCAUGCCUUGCUAGCCGUUCUGGUGGUGUAAAGGACUCUUGGAAGAUAGACUAUGAGGCAACAAAGAAUAGUCUUGUUGCCGGUAGGAGACGUGGGGCUUCACAUUUUGUAUUGCUUUCUGCAAUUUGUGUGCAGAAGCCCCUUCUUGAGUUCCAGCGUGCAAAGCUGAAAUUCGAGUCUGAGUUGAUCAGAGAAGCUGAAGAGGACAAUCGGUUCACUUAUAGUAUUGUGAGGCCAACUGCAUUCUUUAAGAGCUUGGGUGGCCAGGUUGAGUUGGUGAAAGAUGGAAAGCCUUAUGUGAUGUUCGGGGAUGGAAAGUUGUGUGCUUGCAAGCCAAUUAGCGAGGCAGAUUUGGCUUCGUUUAUUUCGGAUUGUGUGUUGAGUGAAAACAAAAUUAACCAGGUUUUGCCUAUUGGCGGACCCGGGAAGGCCUUGACACCAUUGGAGCAGGGGGAGUUGCUGUUUAGACUUGUGGGGAGGGAACCCAAGUUCUUGAAAGUGCCCAUCGAAAUAAUGGACUUCGCUAUCGGGGUUCUUGAUUUCCUCGUAAAGAUCUUUCCUUCAAUGGAAGAUACUGCUGAAUUUGGGAAGAUUGGGAGGUAUUAUGCAGCUGAGAGUAUGUUGGUUUUGGAUCCUGAGACUGGAGAAUAUAAUGCUGAGAAAACACCAAGCUAUGGUAAAGACACAUUGGAAGAAUUCUUUGAGACUGUGCUGAGGGAGGGGAUGGCUGGACAGGAAUUAGGGGAACAGACAAUUUUCUAA